Messenger RNA from Aphanomyces astaci, 2081 nucleotides. Its product is annotated as dihydroxy-acid dehydratase. The coding region runs from base 123 to 1862 and encodes 579 amino acids. The record is from RefSeq and is a predicted model, not a curated record. The transcript is spliced from 8 exons. Gene Ontology annotation, molecular function: dihydroxy-acid dehydratase activity. NCBI's taxonomy places the organism in Eukaryota, Oomycota, Saprolegniomycetes, Saprolegniales, Verrucalvaceae. Gene Ontology annotation, biological process: branched-chain amino acid biosynthetic process.
GUCGUUGCGCAAACACUUCACCAUUGCGACAUACCUCCGCGUCGCCGCACCCUUGCCAUCGCUCCACAAGAUUAUUCCAUUCUCGUUGAUCCUUCCGUGUCCAUCAAGCUCACUUCCGCAUCAUGCUGCUUCGACGAUCUCUAGCUGUGUCCUGUGCUGUCCAGCGGCGCACACUUAGCACUGACGCCAAGAAGCUCAACAAGUACAGCACCAUCUUAACGGAAAACAAGUCCCAUGGUGCAGCCCAAGCUAUGUUGUAUGCCACGGGACUCAAGGAAGAAGACAUCACAAAGCCGCAGGUCGGUAUUGCCAGCGUGUGGUGGGAAGGCAACCCGUGCAACAUGCACCUUCUCGACCUUGCUCAAGAGAUCAAGACGGGUGUGCAGGACGCUGGGCUUGUCGGCUACCGCUUCAACACAAUCGGCGUCAGCGACGGCAUUGCCCAGGGCACGGACGGCAUGUCGUACAGCUUGCCUUCCCGCGACCUCAUCGCCGAUUCCAUUGAAACCGUCAUGGGCGCGCAAUGGUACGACGCCAACAUCCUCGUUCCCGGCUGCGACAAGAACAUGCCUGGGUGUCUCAUUGCCAUGGCGCGGCACAACCGUCCGUCGUUGAUCGUGUACGGCGGCACCAUCCGCGCGGGAUGCCGCAACGGCGAGCGGCUUGACGUCGUGUCCGCAUUUGAAAGCUACGGCGAGUACUUGUCCAAGCGAUUCACGGACGAAGACCGCAAGGACGUGCUGCGCAAGUCAUGUCCUGGUCCUGGCGCGUGCGGCGGCAUGUACACGGCCAACACGAUGGCGACGGCGAUCGAAGUGCUCGGGUUGAGUCUCCCAUACUCGUCAAGUUCCCCCGCCGAAUCGCAGGACAAGAAGGACGAGUGCCGCGCCGCGGGCCACGCCAUUCGGUACCUCAUGGAGCAUGACAUCAAGCCCAAGGACAUUCUGACCCGCGCCACGUUUGAAAAUGCGAUUGCCGUGACCAUGGCACUUGGGGGAUCCACGAACGCGGUGCUGCAUUUCAUUGCGGUGGCGCGGGCGGCGGGGGUUCCGUUGACGCUGGACGACUUUAAUCACGUGGCAGCUCGGACGCCCUACUUGGCCAAUCUCCGACCCAGUGGCAAAUACGUGAUGGAAGAUCUGCACCAGGCUGGGGGCGUGCCAGCCGUGAUCAAGUACUUGCUCGAAAAGGGCUUGUUGAAUGGCGACUGCCUCACCGUAACGGGCAAGACACUAGCCGAGAACGUCGAGCACCUCCCUGGGUUGACGGACGAGGGCCGGAUCGUCCGCCCGGUGGAGUCGCCGCUCAAGCCGACGGGGCACAUCCGGGUGCUGCGGGGCAACCUGGCGCCGGACGGGGCGGUGGCUAAGAUCACAGGCAAGGAAGGCGAGCACUUUCAAGGCCCAGCGCUGGUGUAUGAUUGCGAAGAAGACAUGCUCACGGCGUUGGAGAAGGGGGAAAUCGCCAAGGGCAGCGUGAUUGUCAUUCGAUACGAAGGCCCCAAGGGGGGACCCGGCAUGCCUGAAAUGCUGACGUGCACGUCGGCGAUUUCGGGCGCUGGGUUGGCCAACGACGUGGCAAUGCUCACGGACGGGCGUUUCUCGGGGGGGUCGCGGGGGUUUCUGAUUGGCCACAUCACCCCCGAAGCCCAAGUGGGCGGCCCCAUCGCGCACAUUCGAAACGGAGAUGUCAUCACAAUCAACGCUGUGACCAACCGAAUCGACGUGGACGUGUCAACCAACGAACUCCAGCAGCGCGCCACGUCAUGGACGGAGCCCCCGCUCAAGUACACCCGAGGGGCGCUGUUCAAAUACGCCAAGUUGGUGUCAUCGGCGUCGCUGGGGUGCGUUACGGACGAGUAGAGUAAGUACCCAGCCCCUCGGCUUGUUAAAGAGUUGGUUUUUUUGCCGAGGGGGGGGUUCGAGCCUUUCACGAUUCGUUACCAGUGCAUUCCAAGUAUGGUCAAGUCGUAGUAGUAGUACUAACUCUAAUAUAUGUACAGCACUGUACCACAUCUACACAAGGCUAUUCUACGACGAAUUUCUAGCAGAUAGAAACCUAAGAAAACCCACAGGUCUGUU